This is a messenger RNA of Lindgomyces ingoldianus, 1330 nucleotides long. Its product is annotated as Thioesterase/thiol ester dehydrase-isomerase. NCBI's taxonomy places the organism in Eukaryota, Fungi, Ascomycota, Dothideomycetes, Pleosporales, Lindgomycetaceae. The coding region runs from base 107 to 1177 and encodes 356 amino acids. The record is from RefSeq and is a predicted model, not a curated record. The transcript has 3 exons. Gene Ontology annotation, cellular component: peroxisomal matrix. Gene Ontology annotation, biological process: acyl-CoA metabolic process; fatty acid catabolic process. Gene Ontology annotation, molecular function: fatty acyl-CoA hydrolase activity.
CCCUCGAUGGCUGUAUAAUUUGUCGCAGCGCGUACCCGACUGACCCUCAGCAGCUCCUGCACUUGCAACUCCCUCGCGCCUGCCAUUCGAAUCCCCGCUCACCACAAUGUCCACUCUCAUCCGUCCCCCCCCCAAAGACCCUUCUCAAUCGGCCAUAGAGAACGUGCUCGAGCUUACCCAACUCUCUGAUAUAGACCCUGACCUGUUCACCAACACCCGCCCCCUAUGGCACCCCCCUGGCGCGCGUGGAAUUUAUGGAGGAGCUGCCAUCGCGCAGUGUCUGGCCGCGGCUCAGAGGACAAUCCCUAAAGACUUCACAAUUCACUCAAUGCACUGCUAUUUUGUCCUUGCCGGUAACUCGGAAAUACCAAUCAUAUACCAUGUAGAACGCGUGCGCUCGGGAAAGUCGUUCGCGACGAGGACGGUGCAGGCGCGGCAGAGAGGCAAGGUCAUCUUUACUACGACCAUGAGCUUCGUCCGGGAGAACAGUGGAGGCGAGCAGCGAGUUGAGCAUUCUACCGAAAUGCCUGGCAUCCCAGGUCCUGUUGAGGGCAUGGACGAUCUUGACUAUGGCGGGUCGCCUUCAGGACCCUUUCAAAGCCAGCGCAUCGAGAUCCUAAACAAUGACUCGCCGCAUCCUCAUACUAAGAAGACGAGGCAAUGGAUAAAGGCUCGUGGCCAGAUCUCUCCCGCCGGAGGCCAUGAGGCCCACCUUUCUGCCCUGGCAUAUAUGUCGGAUAGUUACUUCAUCGGCACCAUCGCCCGUGUACACAAGCUCUGGCGAUACUCCGCUGUGCGGAAGAGCAACACCAAAUCAAGUAUUGACGAGGACGUUCUGAAGAAGCUGCUCGCCAUGGAUGACGAGUCCCUCAGACGCGUAAAGUUUAUGGAUCAGGCCGACAUUGAACGACUGCGCAAGUACAAGAAUGGCGAGAACCCUUCCGACGACAAGCCAGAAAUUGGAAUGAUGGUCAGUUUAGAUCACACUAUUUAUUUCCACAACCCAAGGAAUUUCAGAGCAGACGACUGGAUGUUCACAGAAAUGGAGACCCCGUGGACAGGCGAUGGUCGUGGACUGGUCUUUCAGAAGAUAUUCUCUCGCGAUGGCAAACUCAUUGCAACUUGCGUCCAAGAGGGCGUCGUACGAUUGAGGCAGCGCGGUGACAGCAAGUUGUGAAAGACGGCAAUGCUUUCGAUAAUAGUUUGACGUCGAUUUAGCGCGGUUUAGACUUUAUAGACCCCUAUCAGUUGUAUUUUACCACGGUCUUGGGGUGUUCCUCUACAAGCGAACGCCUUUCUUUCUAUGUACCAAUUUGAAUCUCUGUUUGAG